CACAGUGCCACUAACCACUGUUAAAACUCCACCAUAACACAGUGUAGCGUAAUCGCAUUUGACGUAUACAGUAGUAUUAGGCAAUUUUUCUUCAAGAAUGUUUCCUUCCUUCUUUGUGGUCACACUGGGGUUGUGCUACUGUCUCAAGGAGAGCAGUCAGGUAACUCUGGUGCGUCCAGUACUUAUUGGCCCUUCAGAGGCAUUGGUGAAAAGCGUUGUAGAUUUUGAGUGUGCACUGGAUACCUACCCAUGGAAUGACACUGUCCUGUUCCAGUUAUAUAAGGAGGAUAACCAUGACAAGUUGCUGGGCGAAUACUCCUCCAUGGAUUGGGAGACUGCAGUCAUCCCCAUCUUAGUCAAACCUUACCAUGAGGGCAAUCUGGAGUGUGUGGCCAAGGCUCAGAACAACUCUGACAUAGAGCCCAUUGUCAGCUACACACACUAUCUGAAGGUUAUUGAACCAGUGAAAGGUGCAAAGAUCGACAUCCUUUCAGGUCCAGUGAAGUUUUUUGAGGGGAAGACACUGAAGCUACGCUGUAAUAUUACCGCUGGAACUCACGUUUCCUACAAGUGGCUGCUGAAUGGUCGGCCUAUCUCUCAGUCUCCUCUCCACCAUUUUGCAGAUGACAGUCUCUGGAUCUACAGGACUACUUCCAAAGACAGUGGCUCCUACAAGUGUGUCGCCACCAACAACUUCAACAACACCCAAUUCUUCACCACAAACAGCUCUGAAGUUUUAAUCACAGUCAAAGACAUGGUGUCAGUCCCUGACAUCUCCUUCACCGUGUCAAAGGAAGAUUCCCAAUAUUCUGCCAUAGUCACCUGUCAGUCAACCAAAGGGUCUCUGCCUAUCACAUUUUCACUAUACAACAGAACAGAAUUGGUUGCCAGUAUGACAGUUGAAGAGACAAAUGCUGCAUUUGAGGUUCCAGUGGUCUUGGACAGGCACUUGGGAUGGCUGCAGUGCCAGGCAAACAAUGGAGACCGGACCCAAUACAGCGAAUGGAUUCCCCUUGAAGUUGUCCCGGUUGGUGGGCCUGUGAAGAUGCAUUACGACUAUGACACUGGAGAAAACUACGCUGUGACCAGGCUGAGGUUCUACUGCAAGGCGGCGAAGGGAUCUUUUCCACGAUACCAAUGGUUCAUCAACACAACCCUCCUACAUGACCGAGGAAACUUCUACUAUGUGGUCAACCAGCCCCCAAAGCAGUCUGUACUCCUGCUGUCUGUAGGGGGGAACAGCUCCGGAACGUACCACUGUGAAGUGUCAGACAGCUUUGACAACACCACCGCCAUAAGCAGCAAGAGGCGGUACUUGGAUAAAGACGUGCUGAAUCGCCUCCCUACCCUGGUGGUGGCCGCUGUCUUUGGAUGUUUCAUAGCCCUGAUUCUCCUGGUCUCCGUCUGUUGUUUGGUUGGAGUGAUGUUCAGGCGAAGGGUGUACGGAGACAAGUCUCUGAGCUUGGAGAUGGAGAAAAUGUUGGCUGCGUAUGAGGGAGAGCUGGAUUUGUCAGACUACAGUGAAGAUGCUGAUGUUGUGGUGGCAGCCAGAGAGGGUGAAUUUGAUCAGGCUUCUGAGGCCUCUGCAGAUGAAUGGCCCCAAAUUGAAGAAGAGAAGAAGACCUUGUAGGACAAACCAGUUGAGGGACCCUGAGGGGUCAAACUGCUGUAAACACAGGCUGUUGUAGUUAAAUAAACAUCUGCUCACGAUGCUCUGUGCUGUCACGUCUUUUCAGUGUGAUGAACUGGGUUAUCUAUGUCAGCAGUGUUUGUGGUGGUAAAAUAAUGUUAACAGUCACAUGAUCCUGGCUCCUAAGGGACUGUUCUUUACUUGUCAGAGGAGCAGGGUGGCUCGGGUGUGACUGAUUUUUUAAAAAUUCCCGGAGCAACAGGUAUUUUUCCCUGAGCCUCCCUGAGUGACCAGCGGAAAAUGCAUGACCCUCCCUCCACCAUGAAUUAGUUAUUAGAUUUUUAAAUCGUACACCUUGAUGUUUGAAAAUUAAACAUUAAAAGCUGAUAAUGUAAUCCUGAAGUAGCUAAUGUUGUGUAUGCUGGUUAGUUUGUGCAAAGUUCAUUUUUGGCCAACUUUUAAGUGAGAUGUAGAAUAAAGUGAUUUUAAUGAGAUAUUUCUUGAAUGAGUUUUUGUUUUUGUUUUUCUGACAGUAGCAUUUGUUGCACAUGAUGUGUCCAACGACUGUGGGAAAUUUGAAAAUCCAAGAUAAUUUCUGUUUUUAAUAAAAGAAAUGUAUAAAAAAUGUCAUACACUAUCUACAUCAUGUUGCACGCAGCUGGUGUAUGACAUUUUUUAUGUAAAAGUUGAACAUAAAAGUUUUUAAAAAGCCUCAGUUUUCACUCUUGUUGUGUUUGCUGGUUGAUUUGUGCAAAUGAGACAUAGAAUAAAGUGAUUUUAAUGAAA
Molecule: messenger RNA, 2416 nt
Organism: Epinephelus fuscoguttatus (brown-marbled grouper)
Lineage: Eukaryota; Metazoa; Chordata; Actinopteri; Perciformes; Serranidae
Product: platelet endothelial cell adhesion molecule
Exons: 13
Coding region: 98-1630 (510 amino acids)
Source: RefSeq, a predicted model, not a curated record